CAAUAAAUAAUAAAAUGUGAUAAAGAAAAAGAAACUUUUCGGAAUGGAUGAAAAGCAAAGUUAGUGAAAAUGGUGAUACAAUGGCCGGGUCCGGAAACGCUAUGGUGUGCGGUGAUGGUGAUGGUGUUGGUGAACGAGGUGGUGACGCUGAGUGGACCAAACGUGUGCAUGGUGCAGCAGAAAUACAACAUAACGAAGCGUGUGAAGUACCGUGCGCCCAUGUCCGUCCGUACGUACGAGUGGUGCUUCGCCAUGCCGCCCAGGUGCUCCAGGUGGAACACGGAGAUGAGAGACCUCACUAGACUAGAGACUGAGGAGCGGACAGCAGAAGUGGCAGUCUGUUGCCCGGGAUACAAGAUGAAGGAAGUCUCCUGCGUGCCCAUUUGCCCCAGCGGGAAAAUGGGUCACGGAUGCAAUGAAGAUUGUCCCCCUGACAAGUGGGGUCCCAACUGCGUGAACGAGUGCCCGGAAUGUCUGAACGGGUUCUGUGUACCCUCGACCGGAGAGUGCGACUGUGAAGAAGGAUGGCAAGGUGAGAGUUGUCAAAUCAGCAUGUCAACAGUACAAGCCGCACCCGCUUUGAUGGAAGAAUUACUAACUACCACCAAAUCUACAAUAAAAGCUCUUACCACCACUAAACCAACUGUCCCGACGGCUAGAAUUACAGAAAUUUCCACUUCCUCGUCAACUCCUAGAGUGACUAUUAAAGAUAUUUCAACUACACCAACUCCUUCAACGACGACAAUUAUGAUAACUUCAACUAAAAUGACAUUUACACAAACUGUUAAGACUGAAACUCCGUUAUUAAAAACUCAACCUACUAAAGCUACCUCGUUUUUUAUCUAUGACAAUGUAACAACAGCACCUUUUACAACAGAAUUUGUUGAAACCGAAACGACUUCAAAAGUACCUAAAGUGACAGUUAUUAAUUUAAUCUACAAUAGAACAGAAACUCCUGAGGAAGGUACGUCGAAAACGUCAAAUAACUAUUCAAAAGAGCAUGUUACUUCGACUGUGUUGAUUCCAAUAACUAUUAAAUCUUCUAUAGCGCCAUUGACUUCCCCAUCAACUACAACCACCGAUAACAUUUCUACUACUACUACUACUACUACUACUACUACUUCUACUCCUACUACUCUUAGUACUACAUCAACUACCAUAACAACUCCGUCAACUUCUACCACAACCACUUCAAGCUCAACUGUAACCACUCCUAGUAUCACUACGAUAAAAGUAACAACUAAUCUUUUGGAGGAUUCUACGAAGAGUGAAACUACCAAAAAACCAGAGACAACAACUAAGAAUCAUUUCACUACUCUGAAGUUUAAGCCUAAAGAGAUAUGGAUAAAACCUACUCAAAAAGGUGUGCCGAUUUAUAUAGAAACUAAAACAAAAAAUCAUGAAACACAUACAAAACCUAAGAGUGCCACUAAUAAAAAUGAAGCUGUAUCAGAAAAUACAACACCGAAGACAAUUAUAGUUUCAAUAAUACCCACUUCAGUGUCUCACGCUACAUUUAAGAAGAUAGCCUUAACUACAGCAUCGUAUAUGUCUCACAAAGUUAACGCUGCAACGAACAAUAAUAAAACAGAGCAAAGUUUCACUAGAUCGAUGACGUCACAAGCAUCAACGGCUAUUCCGUUCACUAUAAAAUUAUUAACCACUGCCAAUAUCCAAAAAAGCUCUUCAGCAUUUUCGACUCGUUUCCCACAGAGCAAUCCAACUUUUAAAGCAACAACAUCAACUAAGAAAAAAAUUCUGAACACGACUGUAUCUGAAAAGCACACAACCUUGGCAAUAUUAAACUCAUCUAUGGCAAUCUCAAACACAACUAUGGCAAUAUUAAACUCAACUAUGGCAACAAGUACGACUAACAGCAUGUCAAGCACGUUGAAUGCAAAUAAGAAACUGAACUCUUCUACUUCCCUAACAGUCAAGCCUCCGACUAACAAAUAUAAACAUCAAAGCUCAGAUGAGGUUACAAAAGAAUCUUUUGUAAAUAAAAAAAUAUUUGUAAAAGAUGAAGCGAUGAAUAAAUCUGAUAACAAUUUCCAUAUUAAUACCAACGGUACAGCAAAGGUAGAAGUUACUAAAACCAAAGAAAAACUUAGAUAUAAAGUAACCAACGCUACAAAACAGAUUAGUACUAAAUGGAGUAUAACAAAAACUACUAAUAAGGUUAUAGUUACCACUCAGGAACCUGUAGAGGAUGAAACGUUUCAUAUUUUAACAGAGCCUGAACACAUUACCGCUGUUAUGAAUGAGAAGGAAAGAGACAAUACAUCAGUGGAUCUGAUAUCUGUGAUAAGUAUUGCUGGUGGUGUGAUGAUGGCUGUUAUCACAGUGGCUGUCAUCAUAGUGAUGAUAGAGAGGUGUAAGAGACCUAGAUAUGAUGACGUGAGGAAAGUGAACGAUAUUCGCAUGAAUGUUAUGAUUGAUAAUAAGGACCCACCGCCAUAUGUGAGAAGCAUUUUCCACACUCCGUUGCCAGAUCCACCACCCUUAGACAAUUGUCACUACCAGCCAAUAUCGACUUUGGACAGGAAUUUGAAACAAUUUAUGAGACCUGUUGUUGUACAAGCGAUAUCGCCAAUAAUGUUGGAGAAUUUCCGAGGUAUCCUCGAAUGCCACUACGACCAUUUACCGAAUAGAAAUCAUAGUAUCAACCAUGAAUUCGGAACAAUGCCGACUCGGUGUUCAGUGUCGCCAUCUAUGAAGUGCGACGAUGAACUGCUUAGACAACGACCGCUGUCAGUCGCGGAAUACACUAUCGAGGCACUAAAAUGCGAAGCGAAGAUGGACGUAAUCGACAGUACCACAUCAGAACCGUUAUAUGCAGAAAUUCCAUGCUGGAGACCCCCUUCAGAGCACGCCAUUGAAGUUAUGAACUUGAAUGGAGAAGCUGUUACUGAAUUAUGACGAGUUUCCGCGAAACGAACCGUUCAGUAUGAUAUGAACCAUUGAGUUCUUCGAGUUACCACUAGAUGGCGCGAUUUAUUUUUAAAACUCUCACUAGAUG
Messenger RNA from Pararge aegeria (speckled wood butterfly), 3019 nucleotides. RefSeq names its product cell wall protein DAN4 (gene NimA). Lineage: Eukaryota; Metazoa; Arthropoda; Insecta; Lepidoptera; Nymphalidae. Bases 70 to 2919 code for a protein of 949 amino acids. The record is from RefSeq and is a predicted model, not a curated record. Gene Ontology annotation, molecular function: protein binding. The transcript has 7 exons.